AUGCAUUCACAUCACUCCCAUUCCGGGGAUUACGUGGCGCAUGGCGUCGAUCCCUUGGAGGAUAUUGUAGCGCAAGUUGUAAAGAUGAAAUUCCAUACAUAUUGUCUAACCGAGCAUAUGCCAAGAAUUGAUGAGAAAUUUGUGUAUCCAGAGGAAAUGGAAGGUGUCGAGAAUAGUUCUGAAGCAAUUGAUAGAUUGAAAACCAACUUUGAGAAGUAUCUGGCUCAUGCAAAGACAAUCAAAAACAGACCAAAUGAAUUUGGUACAAAGUUUUUGAUUGGUAUUGAGGUCGAAAGCUGCGAUCAGAAUCACAUUGACUUUGCCAAAAAAUUCAUUGCUCAAAACGCCGAAACAAUCCAGUUUUGUGUCGGAUCAGUGCAUCAUGUUAACAAGAUCCCAAUUGAUUUUGAUCAAGAGAAUUGGGAUCGAUCUUUGGCUGCGUCCGGUAAUAAUUUGAAAAAAUUUCUUAUCGAAUAUUAUGAUACCCAAUAUCGAAUGCUGACAGCUCUCAAACCGCUAAUUGUUGGACAUGUUGAUUUAUACAAACUAUAUCUGGCUGAUGAAAUGAAAUUGGAUCCCGUCACAGGUGAAUGCGGAGAACACGGUGUUGGUGUCGGCUCAUUCUCAAUUAUGAGUCAGUGGAAAUCAGUGAGAGAUGCUUUAAUAAGAAAUUUAAAGUUUGUAGACUCUUAUGGAGGAGCCAUUGAGAUCAGUACAUCAGCAUUGCGUAAAAAACUGAAAGAACCUUACCCAAGUAAGGAUAUUUGUAAACUCGUGGAACAGUAUUGUGGUGGUAGAUUUGUUUUGAGCGAUGAUGCUCACGCAGUCUCACAUGUUGGAACAUGUUACGACCAAGCAUUGAGGUACAUCCUUGAUACGUUAACUCUGAAGGAGAUGUACUAUUUAGCAGAAAAUGAUGAUAAUGAUGUUUUCCUGAAGAGCAUUCCAAUAGCAGAUUUCAAGUCCAACGUAUUUUGGAAAAGCAAUUACAACAUUGAAAUUUAG
Molecule: messenger RNA, 1005 nt
Organism: Zygotorulaspora mrakii
Lineage: Eukaryota; Fungi; Ascomycota; Saccharomycetes; Saccharomycetales; Saccharomycetaceae
Gene: HIS2
Product: histidinol-phosphatase
Exons: 1
Coding region: 1-1005 (334 amino acids)
Biological process (GO): L-histidine biosynthetic process
Cellular component (GO): cytoplasm
Molecular function (GO): histidinol-phosphatase activity
Source: RefSeq, a predicted model, not a curated record